Anastrepha obliqua is the source of this 4257-nucleotide messenger RNA. RefSeq lists its product as uncharacterized. The transcript is spliced from 3 exons. Gene Ontology annotation, biological process: regulation of synaptic transmission, glutamatergic; G protein-coupled glutamate receptor signaling pathway. The record is from RefSeq and is a predicted model, not a curated record. Gene Ontology annotation, cellular component: membrane. Gene Ontology annotation, molecular function: group II metabotropic glutamate receptor activity. NCBI's taxonomy places the organism in Eukaryota, Metazoa, Arthropoda, Insecta, Diptera, Tephritidae. Bases 143 to 2749 code for a protein of 868 amino acids.
UAGAAGGCGUAGCAGUCAAAGUGGCAGCUUUAUGAGAAAUCGGUCUGCGUUUAUAAAGUUCAAAUACAAAUUAAAAAAAAAUAUAUGUAUGAAUAUUUUAAAAUAAAAAUUUGCUGUUCUCAUAGUGCAAUCGUCGCUGCGUAUGCUUGCAACCGAUGCAACGACGAACGGCGUAUGCGCGCACCAACAGUUGCGCAUGGUCCGUCGAGUAGGACGGUUGUUGGCCGGCUGCCAGAACGAGAACCUAAUUAGAAAUUCAACGACCGGUGUUUGUGUAUAUUUGCAAAACGAAAAUGUGUGCACGGCAACGCGGGAUGCCGCAAAGCAGAAAGUGACUAGCGGCCAGACGAUAACCCCGACUAAGCUUAAGAUGACGUUGGUGAUAAAUGCGAAACCGCGUCGCGGCACUUGGAAACGAUCCAUAUGGCCCUUGACCUUGCUGUGGUGUCUUUUAAUAGCCGAUUCGCAGGUAAACGGGUUAAACUAUGUCGAUGACACGACCGCAGCCUCGGGCACGGAAGCCAUGGCACAGGCGAUGGGCCUUUAUGGCGCACGCGAACCGCGUUUUGGCGACCGUUUGCUGCCGUUGCGCAAAAAGGCUGGUGCGAUAGUGAAUGUGGCACCCAGUCAAAGGCAAGUUAAUAGCCUUUUGAGUAAAAGUAAUUAUGUGGUGAGUUAUGUGAGUGCAAAUACAAAUAAUGCCGCCAUUAACGGGAAAGUUAUGGCACGUGGCACAACUAUAAACACGACUACUGAAGUGAAUGCAUCGCGUAAUAAUAGCGACAGUGACACAAAAGUCGUCAGUGUUAGUGUUGAACCGAAAACCGACUUGUAUACAAUGGGCCUAGACAUCGAGCAUGCCCAUUAUACGGAUCCACUCACGUCUAUGCAACGACACGCCAAGCAGUUAAGUCGACGUGAGGACACCAAUAUCGGCGGGCUAUUGCUGGAUUCCCCUACCACCAGCUUCAGCAGCAAGGAUGCAAAUAUCUCUAAAGCAGAUCGUCUCGUUGUCAUGUCCACUGAGUUCUUCGUAGUACCGACGAGCACGCCGUUACCGCACAGUGCUCAUGCUCCUGGUGUACCUGCGCGCACAGGUGCCAAGGCCGCUGUAUUACCCGCCUACAUACAACCACCCUCUUCUGGCGCGCCCAAUUCUGGACCACGUUCGGUGCUGAUUGUGGCGCCGAAAGCGGGAAAUACGUCCAACAUAGGGCACACGACCAAUAUUGGUAUUUCACCGUCCAUAAUACCUACGCACCUGCCCUUCACCGGCUUGCGCAAGGAGCCGUGGGUAGUGCCGGUGCUGGUAUUGGCCGCCCUUACCAUGCUAAUGAUGACCGCCUUUGAGAUUUUCGUGUUGUUUAAGGCGUGGCGCACAUCACCAUCUCGUCGUCAUCUCUUUCUCGGCCAGAUGUUGUUGUUGGGCCUUUUCGCCUGCGCUGGCCUGGGUGCUGUAUUGACGGCACAACCUUCUCUGUUGAGUUGUGGCACCAUCCGAUUUGGCGUGGGCGUUGCUUAUGCGCUGGUAUUUGCCGCACUGCUUGUCAAAUGCGUCUUCCUCAUUAGUCUCAAUGGUGGCGUUUAUCUGCCAGCGCCCUACCAGGGGCUGCUGCUUCUAUUCGCUGUACUCAUACAGGUAGCCAUAGGCACACAGUGGCUGCUCACACAGCCGCCCGAGAUUCAUACGCAAAGUGUACCCAUUUUGGGCAAUAGUCUCUUGGCACCAACAAUAGCUUCCAGCGGAGCUUCAUCGGCAGCACAGACUUUUGCUGCACUUUUUCAAUCACACCACCCCACGCCAACUAACGCUCCAGUUACCACAGUGGUUGGUUCGAGCCUUGGCGCCGAUCUGUAUACGCGCAUAACCACUGCCGGUACGGUGCUGAUACCGCUUUGCAAAACACAAUUUUCGGAGCUGCUCUUCUCGCUUAUCUACAUCGUCUUUCUGAUUGUGUUCGUCGCCGUGCUAGCAAUCAAAUCACGCGGCAUACGUGACAACUAUCGUGAGGCCACCUAUAUUGGACUGGCCAUUGGUGGUGCCAUACCCAUUUGGCUGGGUUGGAUGCUGUGCGGCUUGGCAGUGGCGGAACGACACAAAGAUGCCUGCAUCGCUUUUGGGCUCAUCGCAACAUCGGCAACUGUUUUUCUGGUGAUGUUCAUGCCAAAGGGUCGACAAUUGGCCGCUAUGGGCAAGGAGGGCCUCUAUGUUGAGGAUCGCGAGGAACAAUUCAGCUCGCUGAGUCGUGCUGGGUCCGGCUAUUCGCCCUCAUUCUUUCACUUUAAGCCGAUUAAAUACGGAGUGAUGGGCGGCGGCAUGCAAAAUUCGGCGACAAACACAGGGAACGGUGCUAGUAUGAAGCACUGCUCGAAUGGGCUGGGAGGAGGAGAUCGCGUUGCCUUGGUUACCGCUGCCCCACCGAGCUAUACACGUAUGUAUCACUAUUUUCCAGCACAUUUAUCAGCGCACCCGUUUUGUUUUUAUCCACAACCCCCACCACCACCACCGCCACCACCAAUACCACCGCCAACGUUGACACAAUUGCCCUCACCACCGACACUCAAACAAUUGGGCAAUUCCCUAUCGUCAAUGACACAAGCACAUAUCGCACAGACACUCCGGUAUCCAGGUUUAUUUAUACGACCCGAUGAGACCAAUCUUUACACGACGUUGGAACCAACACUAAGCAGUAAUCCGAACGUGUACUUCCAGCGAGGCGGUGCAGUGCAUCCGGGUAUGAUGUACUAAACACUGCCUAAUUGGAGAUCGUACGAAAACUCACUAAUUAAAUAGUGGAUGGGAGUAUACCAUAAAAACAGUUGGCAGCAGAGUCAAGCAGACGCUCGACAGCCGAGCACUGAACAAACUCAAAGUAUAAAAGUAUAACUUAAUAUGCAAUACGAAACACUAAACGAAGUUAUAAACUAUAAAAAUAAAUAUCUUUUAUAAAACUAAGAAAAAUUACGAAAACAUUUAUAGAGUAGUUUAAGAACUAAGAUAAUUCUUUAUCAGUUUAUGAACUCCACGUGCACAUCUGCUCCCAAGGAGUGUAUUUUAAAACAGUUUUCAUAAGCAAAACUUAAACUUAAUUGCCAACUACAAUUUAAGUGAAACCUUAACUUAAGACAAAAUCGAAAUAUAAGAAAUAUUUUUUAAAACUUAAUUUUAUAGGUAAAUAAGGAAGCGAAAAUUCUGCGAAGGCAAAUAUGUGAAAAGAAACGUUCGCUCAAAGCUGAAGACUUAAACUUUAUUUUUAAGUGAGCACAGACAUAUAUACACACGUGCUUAAGUAGAGAUUUAAGAGCAAAAACGAGCACUCAUAGUAUAUUAAGCGCAAUAAAGACAGAGAACGCUACCGCCGCAAGCCUCAUAUAAGGAAGUUGGUUAAAUAAAACACAGAGCUAGAAAUUAAAUUAAGCUCAUUUAUUGUUCCAUAAUUUACACGCGAUUAUUAGCGCGCUGCCCAAUUAGUGAUGGGCGAUUAAUAGCAUAGCGAGCGAAACGAAAAUCGGUGCGCUGUUGCAGCGAAAUGCGUAAAUGAGCAACCAGCAAAAAAACAAACAAACAAAUAAUCGGCCGUUGAGGAGCUUACUUAGCGCCGUAGUGAAAGUAUUUAAUUGCAUAAGCUGAUGGGCAAUUUGAAGGCAAAACAAAUUAACAAAAAAUAAAUAAAGCGAAGGGGAAGACGAAGCAGAGAAAAACGUACGCCAAAUCACGUUCGGUUUUUAUUUUAAUUGGCAAUUUCUAAAUAUAAUCACACCACCUCAGGCACUCGCUCCCUAAUCUCUGCUCACGCGUUGCUUCUCAUGCAUAAUUUGGUACACGAAGCGCCACCAAAUACGCAGUGCAGAAGUAAAAAAAUAAAAAAUAGAGAAACAAAUGUUUUGUGCACUUUAUUAAAUUUGUUCGCACUUAAUAGGAGUUGAAAGGCGCAAUUGUUAUAUUUCGUAUCGAGUUUUUAGGCUUAGUUCACCCCAACUAUAUUACAUACAUGCACACAUACAUACAUAUGUACGCUUAAGUAUAUGUUUAGUGGCAAGUGAUUGCUUGUAAAUACAUAAUAGUAAUAAGUGUUUAAUUAUAACGGGAAAUUUUAGAUUUGCUGCAUAACAGUAAGUAAGUGUCUGUGUAUUUCAAUAAGCGCUUCCAUGUUCGUAUAUGUGUUUGUACGCCUUCUAUAAGUAUUAAAUAUCUAAAUAAGUAUGUAAGUUGGAUGAAGUUGUGUUUGUGUAAGAAUUCAUCAAAUCAAAAAUCGU